Molecule: messenger RNA, 6726 nt
Organism: Moesziomyces antarcticus
Lineage: Eukaryota; Fungi; Basidiomycota; Ustilaginomycetes; Ustilaginales; Ustilaginaceae
Product: chromatin remodeling complex subunit
Exons: 3
Coding region: 1-6726 (2241 amino acids)
Biological process (GO): chromatin remodeling; negative regulation of transcription by RNA polymerase II
Cellular component (GO): chromatin; nucleus
Molecular function (GO): DNA binding; ATP hydrolysis activity; ATP binding
Source: RefSeq, a predicted model, not a curated record
AUGCCGCCUGCAUCACGCGCAGCGCGCCACAAGAAGGAGCCCGCUGCAAUCGACCUCUCCUUCCUCUCAUCCGACGAGGAGUUCGCCGCUUUCAGGACAGACUCGCCCAAGAAGGCCAGCCACUCCAAUCGGAAAUCUCGAGCGCAAAGCUCCACUACGCGCACAAAGUCGGACGCACGCACAACCUCGUCUCGUGGCCAAGCAGCUCGCAACACCAAUGGUUCCAGCAGCCGCAGUGCGCCGCGUCGCAGGCCCAGCCCUGUCCAAUUGGAUGACGACGACGACGACGACGACGACAAUGACGACGACGACCAACAUGACGACAGCGACGAGCAGGCCAGCUCCGACGAACCACAGAAGUCCACCCGUUCGCGCGCCGCACCUCCCCCUCCUUCUGCUCGCGCAACUCGAUCGAGCCGCCCUCUUUUAGCAAAUUACUCGGACGAGGACUCCGAGUACGGAGACUACGGUCGCCGUCCCAGGAGAACUGCUCCUGCUCCUGCGAGGAAGAAGACCCGCGCGCUGGAUGACUUUGUCGUCGACGACUCCGAAGACGAUCAUCCUCCGCAGCACAAGAAGAAGCGCUCCACAAGGUCUGCCGCACCGUCCAGACCCACACGCAGAGUCUCCACCAGACAACAAAAGGCCGCCGCCACCGAGUCCGACGACCAAGAGCAAGACGAGGAUGACGACGUCGAGGAAGAAGAAGAAGAAGAACAAGAAGAAGAAGAAGACGUCGACGACGACGACGAAGAUGAGGAGGACGACGACAUGACUUUCGGGUCCAGUGCACGUCCGCGUAGAAAUCGUCUCACCCGUGCCAAACCUCCCGCCAAUCGCACAACCGCCCGUCAUCGCAAAGUGAAGAGGGACGACGAAGACAAUUGGAUGGAUAUCCACGACGACGGCACCAGCGCCGACGAAGACCAGCACACGUCCGCCGACGACGACGACGAGUCAGAGAAUGACGAGCUUGUCGACUCGGACGAAGCCGAAUUCAUCCGCCGCGCUAAGAGGAAGCGUUCCGCACCGUCCAGAUCUAUCCAAGCCUCCAAACGUCCACGCAAUGCACGUCGCUCCUCGGCCACGUCCAAAGGGCGCACAAACGCCCGCAGGGUCCCUCGCAGGAAACCUUCCAGCCGUCCACCGCGUCCGCUCAGGUUGCGCUUCGCACUCCAGCAGGACCUGCCCGAACCUUCAAUCGAUGAGCUCGACAACCCUACCCCGCCCGUCGUCGACAUCGACGCCGAACCCGCGCUGCUCGAAGAUCACACCUUUCUCGAUGGCGUACCCGCAAUCUGCAGCUCGUCCGAGCACGAGUCCGACCAGCAAGAAGAGCUCGAGUCCGCGAGCGAGCAGGGUUACAGCUCGACCGCCUCUGCCGAAGAGACCGAGCUCAUGGCCGCAGACCAGCCAUGCAUCGACCGACACUGGCCCGGCUGCAAGCGCUGCAAAGACGGCCCCGCUCUGCCGCUCUAUAACAAAGCGAUGACCACGCUCAAGAGACAGCAAACGCGCGAGGAGAACAAGCGCCCCAACAAGUCGCCCGACCGCAUCGACUCGCGCGGGCGCCAGCGCAAGGCGCUCGUCGACGAAGCCUGGGGCGCCCUCACGCCAGUUCAGCAGACUCAAGAAUGGAUCGAGGUGCUCGAGGACCGUGGAGGCUGGUUCGAGUGCAGCACCUGCUCCGUCUCGUGGCACUGGGGCUGCCUUCCGCAGGAUUCCCAGAAAUCCAUCCUGCACACCAUCAACACCGAGGCCACUCGCCGUCAUCGCUCCAUCUUUGGCCAGUCCGCUCCGCCGCCCGACCCCGUCCGCCGCAUCGACGUCGACGAGUUCGUCAACACUGCUUCGUGCCCCGACUGCGCCGGCUACGCCGCCUACUGCAUCCACUGCAAGGCCGACGUCAACGGCGACCGCACCACCGAGGAGCAGCUCGGCAUCACACAGGCCAUGCUCGACGCCUAUCCAAAACCGCCCACCAUCCUCACAGCCACCAGGCUCUUCCGCUGCAGGCGCUGCUCUCGUCCCAGCCACUACGAGUGCAUCGCACGCGCCUCGGACCACGACGACCCCUCGGCCGAACAUGCCGCCAAGUCGACACAAGACGGCGGCUGGCUCUGCGCCGACUGCCACCGCUGGCCAGCCGUGGAAAAGAUCAUUGCAUGGCGUCCGCUCGACCGCAGCCAGUGGAACGACGACUCCAACCGCGCCUAUGCAACCGAAUGGGUGCCCCACGACUGGCUGCGCAUCCUCCACCAAAUGGCGCUCAUGCAAUUCCUCGCAAAGGGCAGCCGCCUCGAGCUCGAGCCCGCCGAGCUCGUCGAGUCCGACCAGGCGCUCGCAAACGCGCGCAAGAGCAGGGCCUCGCUCGCCCUGGGUGGUGGCGGUGCUGGUCGCGCGCCCGUCGAAGGUCGCGCAGUGACGCGCUCGGUCAAGAAGACGCUCAAGAUCGAUGAUAAGGGCGAUGUCGACGUCGGGCCGCCGUCUCCCAUGCACGAUGCGCAGCGACGCAUCCCCAAGGCGUGGAAGACACCUGACCGCAUCCUCGCCGUCAAGUUCUACUCAUCGAUCAAGAACGAGGAUGGCGACGACGAGCGGAGUGGAGACAUGGUCGAUUCGGACUCCAUCCCUCGCCACAAGCUCGACCCCUCCGACCAUCUGCGCAGCUGGCAGCAUGUGGCAAAGCUGUACAUCAAAUGGCAGGACCAGCCCUACGAGGGCGCCACCUGGGAGGAUCCGCCCACGCGUCGCAAGCAGGCAGACGUCUUUUACGAAUGCCAGGAGGCCUACCGCGCCUUCCUUGUGGCGCAGCAGAUCGUCUUCCCCGCGCUCACGCAGGACGAAAAGCGAAGGAAGCGCGAGCGUCGCUUCGCCCGAUCUGGCACCGGCUUCCGAGCGCUCGACGACCAGCCGUCGUGCGUGCAGGGCGGCGACCUCAUCGACUUCCAGCUCGAGGGCGUCAACUGGCUGCGCUACGGCUGGUACCACCAGAAGCCCGGCAUCCUGGCCGACGAGAUGGGCCUCGGCAAGACCGUGCAGGUCAUCACCUUCCUUGCCUCGCUCUGGAAGGAGGGCAAGGCUGGGCCGUUCCUCGUGGUCGUGCCCAACUCGACGCUGCCCAACUGGAUGCGCGAGUUCGAAAAGUGGAUGCCCCAGUUCCGCGUGGUGCCGUACUGGGGCGAGUCCGAGGCGCGCGACAUGAUCUCGCGCUACGAGUUCUUCCACUCGAAAAAGGCACUCGCCCAGAUGGACGAGGCGACGCGUGCAAUCAAGUUCCACGUGGUCGUCGCUGCCGACUCGACCGUGAGGCUCGACUCGCUGCCGCUCCGCAAGGUCGAGAGCUGGGACGUGAUCAUCGUCGACGAGGGCCAGAAUCUCAAGUCCGGCAAGUCGCUGCUGCUCAAGCGGCUCAACGAGCUGCACGCCGAGCACCGCGUCAUCAUGACGGGCACGCCGCUCAACAACAACACCACCGAACUCUUCAACCUGCUCAACUGGCUCGAGCCCGGCGGACAGUGGAAGGACGUCAAGGCGCUUGAGGCCGAGUACAGCGCGCUCAAGCCCGAGGUGAUCGAAGAGCUGCAGCAGCGCCUCAGGCCGUACUUCCUCCGUCGCCUCAAGAAGGAGGUGCUCGACCUGCCGCCCAAGAUCGAGCUCAUGGUGCCUACAUCGUUGCGCCCCAUCCAGAAGCGUAUCUACCGCUCGAUUCUCGAGUCGAACGUCGAAGACAUCCAGGCGCUCGCUGCCUCGCGCGGACCCGGCGGCAAGCGCAACAAGAAGAGCACGUUCACCAACCUCAGCAACACGCUCAUGCAGCUGCGCAAGUGCAUCCAGCACCCGUACCCCAUCGCGCCCGACCUCGAGACGCGCGAGGACGAGGCCAACUACGAGGCGACAUGGGAGCACCAGCGCCUCAUCGAUGCGAGCGGCAAGCUGUCGCUGCUCCAGCGGCUGCUGCCCAAGCUCAAGGCCGGCGGCCACCGCAUCCUGCUCUUCUCGCAAUUCGUCAUCAACCUCGACAUCGUCGAAGUCUUCCUGCGCGGCGAGGGGUACAAGUUCCUGCGGCUCGACGGCGACGUGGGCCAGAAGCAGCGCCAGAAGGGCAUCGACGCGUUCAACGCGCCAGACUCGCCCUACUUUGUCUACAUGAUCAGCACGCGCGCCGGCGGCGUGGGCAUCAACCUCGCCACGGCCGACACGGUGAUCAUCAUGGAUCCGGACUGGAAUCCGCACGUUGACAUGCAGGCGAUCGCGCGCGCCCACCGCAUCGGCCAGACCAAGAAGCUGCUCGUCUUCACGCUCAUGUGCAAGGCCACCGUCGAGGAGCGCAUCCUGCAGGGCGCCAAGCGCAAGAUGAUGCUCGACCACCUCAUCGUGCAGAACUUGAACAACGAGGAGGAGACGCCCAUGGAGCUCGAGUCGAUCCUCAAGUUUGGUGCGCAGGCGCCCUUUGCCGAGGGCGGCACCGAGGAGUCGGAGCGCGACGUGCGGUAUACGGACAAGGAUCUCGACUCGCUGCUCAUGCGCAGGGAGGAUGCCGAGGAAGAGCCGGCCGCAGAUGCAGCUGCGCAGGGCGACGGCGAGGACAAGGGCACCUUCUCGUACGCACGCGUUUGGGAGGCCGACGCGUCGGCAGCCACCACGACUGCCGUUGCACCGACCACCGUGGUCGACGACGACUUUUGGGCCGAUUUGCUGCAGAAGCACCGCGAUGAUGUCGCCAAGCGCGCGGCCGAGGCGCGCGAGAAGGAGCUGGCCGAGAAGCGCGCGUCGCGACGAGACCGCAUCCGAAGCAUGCUCGAGGCGGAAGCCGACAAGGAGGCGGAGCCUGCGCCUGCCAAGGGCAAGCGCGGGCGUCCGAAGAAGGUGCCCCAGCAAGUCGUGGACGAGGACUGGAGGGCGACAGCGGACGCCGGCAGCGACAGCGACGACUACGAGAUGAUCGAUGCGGUGCUCCAGGACGAGGAGGACCUGCCGGCGGUGCAGGCGCUGCGCAGGCGCCAGAUCAACUCGUCCAACGCCGCUGUCGCUGCGGCGGCGGCGGCGGUCGCCGUCUCGGCAGCGGCCACGGCAGUCACGGUUGCUACCGCCCAGUCUGCCGCCCAGUCUUCUGCGGCUGGCUCGUCAGCUGGCGCUACGUCUGCGCCAAGUGUGCUCGCUGCGGCCCCUGCGCCUCGACCUGCGCCUCGGCCUGCGCCUCGGCCUGCGCCUCGGCCUGCGCCAAGUGUGCUCGCUGCGGCCCCUGCGCCUCGACCUGCGCCUCGGCCUGCUCCCGCUGCUGCUCGGCCUCUGGCCAUCAAAGCGAGCACAUCCAAGAGCGCGGCGACUGCUACGACGCCCAAGAUCAAGAACGGGCCGCCGACGCUGGCGGGACUGCAGCGGGAGCUGAUUGCCGAGCACCGGCUGCCGUCCGCGUCGCCGCUGCACGAUCUGGACGCGUCGCAGCCCGUAUCGGCGAUCCGACCUGGCCACCUGGCGGCGAUGCGGCGCGUGCUGCUGAUGCUGCUGCCGGAGCACGACUUUGCACGCGACGUGGCGGAGCGCGCGGCGAGCGGACGGGCGCCGGACAUUCCGCCGCCCAGCAUGCGCUUCCAGCUCACCGAGACGCACGUGGACUACUACAUGCAGUCGUUCGGCGUGCCGCGCGCCGUGUUCGACGCGGCGUUCAGCAAGAUCCCCGAGGAGAGCAUCCCGCCCGAGAUUCUGGCGCUGCCGUACGGCGGUGCGAUUGCGCUCGACUGGCGCAAGAUCCGCGAGCUGCUGGUGCGCACCGCGACGUACAUGGUGGUGGCGCUGCGCACGCCCAAGAGCGAAGCGCCAUGGACAAGGGCGAUUAUGGAGUGGGAGAAGAAGCGCGCACAGGUGGCGCCGGCGGUGAUUGAGAUCGCCGACUCGCCCCCGCCCGACAGCGAGGUGCCGGCGCCGCAGACGAUCACGGCCGCGGCGGGGGUGCUGGUGCAUGAGGCGAAGCGCCGGGCGUGGUUGGAGGCGGUGAGGGCGCGCGGGGACGAGGAGCUGACCAAGACGGCACGGUUGGCGGUGGAGAAUCCGACGUCGAGAUCGGCGCCUUCGGUGGUGCUUUUUGUGCAGGGCUUCAUGGAGGGCCGUAUGGAGCGCACUCCAUACCUGCAGGCGAAGCUGUCGAUUCGAAACAGCCUCGAAGACGCGCGGCAGUUUGUCGAUCCGGACACGGUACCUGUGGCGGCGAGUCCGGUGGCGUCGCCGGCGAAGCCUACGAACCGGGUGAGUGCGGCGCUUUCGCGGCUGGCGGCGUUUUCGGGCGGCAGUCCGCGCACGCUCGACGUGUCGCGUCGCGACCUAGGCCGGCUGAGCAUGGAUGUUGUCGUGAGCUCGCGCAAGCCACGCAUCAAGUCGAGCCGCAGCAGUGCCGGUACCCCCCGCCUGUCGGUGGCGCCCUCGGUCGAUGGCAGCGUCGCCGAAAGCGUGGCUGAGAGCGACGAGGCGCCGAGCGAACAGACGUGCAUCAUUUGCGGCGGCGAGUUCCACUUCCUCAACAGGUGCCCUGCUAUGCAGGAUACAAAUAGGGCAUCGGCAAGGUGGUUCCAGCUGUGCGACCAGCUCAGGGUGCUGCUGGAGAGGGGGAGGGGCCAGGCGGACGCGGAUGUGGCGACGAUCAAGACGACCAUUAGGGUCAUGGCCAUCAAGCUUAAUGGGCCCAGGGCGCUGGCGGGCCAGGCUGUGCUGGUGCCCCCCUUCGAAUAG